AUGCCAUCAUCAUCUUCUUCUGCUGCCGCACCCUUGCCCGUGCAAAGGAUAAUCGACAAGCUUCGUGAAUCCUUUCUUUCCAAGGCUCAACCUAACUCUAGUCCUAGUCCUGCUGAUCCGAUUCCAAACAAGCUUGAACUAUAUGAUCGGUUUAAGAAGUUGGAAAGGGAUAUCAAGUACGCGGAACGUGCACAUAUCAUUCUGAAGGGCAUGGAGCAAAAUGUCAGUGCCCACCAGGCUCUUGAGCAACAUCUUGGUAACCUCCAAAACGUGUGGAACAUUUUACCUAAGUUUGAAUGUGAAGCCGAUGUUGUUCCCACCAAGGAAGUUUGCGACAAGGUAUCCUCACUCGAGGCAAUGUUAACAGACCUGAGACACCAUAUUAAUGCCGUGCAACAAGGAAAAGAUGAAUACCACGGCGGUGAGGCUGGUGGAACUGUGGGCACGACGUUUGAUGCAUACUAUUUGGUUGGUGAGAAGCAAAGUGAAGACAUGAAGAAGAAGAUUCAGGGGAGCUCUGCUUUCCUUGAUUUUUACCACGAAUUUCUGGAGGUCUUCCACGAUCUCGAACGCAAGACGAAGUUAUGUUUGCUGUGUUUCUCUGUAUUUCCAGAAAAAGCUGUUGUGAAGAAGAGGGUUCUGGUGCAAUGGUGGAUUGGAGAGGGCUUUGUCAACUCUCAUUCCGACACUACAAAUAUUUUGCGGAAUAUAGUAGCCGAAGGAUUCAUUGAACCCGACCUCGAGAAUCGAAGACUGGUUGGCUUCAAGAUGGAUCCUUUGGUUCGCCUUGUGGUUGUAAGAAUUGCAGAGGAAUGUAGAUUCCUCAGCUUCGAUACGAUGGGAGUUCCUGCAAACGAUAUCAGCUGGUCUCACCGAGCUUGUUUGGUGGUCAGGGGUAAUGAAUCGUCUCGGACGCAAUUGACAAGUGGACAACAUCAAGAGAAACUGCAUGCCCUGUUCAAUGUCAAUGAUCCUCAUCCAGAUUUUACAAAGGCCUGGUUCUCAAAGCUGAAAAAUCUCAAUGUGCUACGCCUCGGUGGUUGGCAGGGUUCGGCUGGCCAACAUAUCGAAAUAGAGACCACUAAAGUUUUGGAUGCGCUGGAGAAUAUGAAAUAUCUCAAGUUUGUUAGUCUUCAAGGUAUUUCAAGAAUAACCAAGCUCCCAGAUUCCAUAUGCAAGCUCAAGAACUUGCUGAUUUUGGACCUCAGAGCCUGUCACAAUUUAGAGGCACUCCCUAAGAACAUAGACGCGCUCGAGAACCUCACUCACUUGGACAUUUCCCAGUGUUACCUGCUCGAUCACAUUCCGGAAGGCCUUGCCUCGCUCUCACAACUCCGAGUCCUCAAGGGCUUUUAUAUCGGUCAGUCAACAAGUAAAGAAUCUUGUGGGCUCGAAGCUUUGGCAGCAUUGAAGUAUCUGAGAAAAUUGAGCAUCAAUACAUCAAGGAAAGAUUUCCCGAGGAAGAAAGAGGUACAGGUUCUGCAGGGCUUUGAGCUUCUUGAGAAGCUGACGAUAAUAUGGCUACUUAUGCCGUCGAGAGAACAGACUCGUGAGAGUUCUAGGCCAGAGAGGGCUUCAUUAAACUCACGGUAUGAGAGGGCUUUUAGAAGAUGCAUAUGUGGAAAUAGAGCAAAGCAAGAAGAUAGUCCGGCACAACCUCUACCAUCAGCCCAGUCAGCAGGGCAGCCAGCACUUGUCCCACAACCCAGUAAAAAAUCAAGUUCAACGGACGGCACGGCUGCUAUGGCAGCUUCCCCAGAUCCUGGAGAAAAUAAGACAAACCUGCAGAAAUUGGAACUCCAGUGUUUCCCAGGGACCAGACUGAAUGCUUGGCUGACAGAAGGCAAACUGAAGCCAGAAAAGAAGCUAUAUAUCACUGCAGGGAAUCUCCAGAGUCUCUGCGUGGAACAGGGCAAGGACAUAACAUGGACAGUGCAGGUACUGCGCCUGCGGUCCUUGAAAGAACUCAAGGGGGAUUGGGGUGAGGUGCAAAAGUCAUUUCCAGGGCUGAUUUACUUGGAGAAGGCAAAAUGUCCCAGGCUCACAUUUUUCCCCUGCGAUGAGAAUGGAGUCUGGCUGAAGCAAGAGAGUGAGUCGGAAAUGGUUCUCAAUUGCAGUAUCAGGAAAACGCAAUGUGGUCGCAACAUUAUAUCUUCUGCACUGAAACUGGUCAUUCUGUGUAUGUUUAUCAUGUUUGUUCAUCAGACAGAAUUCUAG
Messenger RNA from Rhodamnia argentea, 2217 nucleotides. RefSeq lists its product as uncharacterized. The transcript is spliced from 3 exons. NCBI's taxonomy places the organism in Eukaryota, Viridiplantae, Streptophyta, Magnoliopsida, Myrtales, Myrtaceae. The record is from RefSeq and is a predicted model, not a curated record. The coding region runs from base 1 to 2217 and encodes 738 amino acids. Gene Ontology annotation, biological process: defense response to other organism.